AUGGAAGCCCUUGAGCAUACCAAGAAAGUCUACACCCUCAACACUGGAGACAAGAUCCCAGCUAUUGGCCUGGGAACUUGGCAGUCUAGGCCCAACGAAGUCCGAGAGGCUGUCAAGAAUGCUCUUUUGAAGGGCUAUCGUCAUAUCGACACUGCCUUCGCGUACAGAAACGAGACAGAAAUCGGCCAGGGCAUCAAAGACUCCGGUGUUCCUCGCAGUGAGAUCUGGAUCACUACCAAACUCCACAACACAUACCACAAUCGUGUGCAGGAUGGCAUCAAUUCGUCUCUGGCGAGUCUUGGAACUGAUUAUGUCGACCUUUACCUGAUCCACUGGCCUAGCUCUACAGACCCAAACGACAGGUCAAAGCAUUUACCUGACUGGGAUUUUAUCAAGACAUGGCAAGAAAUGCAGAAGCUCCCGGCCACGGGUAAAGUGAGAAAUAUCGGCGUGUCCAAUUUCGGAAUUAAGAACCUAGAGAAGCUUCUCAAGGACCCCAGCUGCAAGAUCGUGCCUGCCGUGAACCAGAUUGAGUUACACCCAAAUAACCCUUCCCCGAAACUGGUCGCGUACAACACGUCGAAGGGCAUCCACUCCACCGGUUACUCGUGCCUGGGGUCCACACACUCCCCCCUCUACAGGGACAAGACCCUGUUGAAGCUGGCCGAGAAGAAGGGCAAGACUCCCCAGCAGGUGCUACUCGUUUGGGGCCUGCAAAAGGGCUGGAGUGUCAUCCCCAAGUCUGUUAACAAGGCACGCAUUGAUGCGAACUUCGACAUCGACGGUUGGGAGCUGACAGCCGACGAGGUAAACCAACUGGAUAACCUGAGGGACCGCUUCAAGGUCGUCGUCGUGUCUCUGACGCCACUACUAUCUAGGUAUGCCUACGAGAAAGCCUAUAAGGCCCUCAAAGAAAAGCUUCCCGACCCGACACAGCAAGUGGCACUCCGCCUGCAGCCUUCCUAUGCCUGGAUUAAUACUCGGCGGCCGAUCAAUCGUGCUGCGGCUAUCCGUCAAUCCCGCGGUCGAUAUUUCUCCACGCGAGCUGCCGGGGGGUUUGUCUCGGCUCUACGAUCUGGAGUUCGCGGCGAUCAGGCAGCCUACCAGAAGUCCCGAAUUGCGUCUAAUAUCGGCCGUCUUACCUCUCGGGCACCUUUUGCCUCGUCGCUGCGUCCCAAUCUGACCGGUGGUACUCUCGGUCGGACAGCGGGAGGUUACGCCGUUGGCGCGGGUCGCUUUGGAGGGGCACGGUAUUUCUCCCAUGGCCCAGCUGCACCUGCACAGGUCAUCAGCCAAGUUUCUGCCGGAGUCCGUGCAUUCUUUGUCUCUGGCAAGAAGGCCAGAUUCGACGGCAUUGACCCUUACACUGGAGAAAAGCGCUACAAGAUCGUCGGUGCUCUGCAGGACCAAGCCGAACGCAAGAUGGCCGCCAUCCCGCGGACUGCCCCGGGCUCUUCGAUUGACUUCCAGAUUUCUCCCACCAUCACUGCCUUUGGCAUGAUGGGCGGCCUCCAGAAGAAGUCUACUGCGGUUGAUAUGGAGACUCUCAACUCGGAGGGCCUCAUGGAUCUACUUUCUGUCGACUUCGCACGUGCCUUGAAGGAUCUCGCUGCAGUCCUCAAUGAUUUGAAGCGUCUGUCCACGCUUGGUGAUUUGCCUAUUUUAUUGCAGGAUCGAUCUACUAUCCGAGUACGGUUCCCCGGAUGUGAUGCGGAGACCGUGGAGCGGCUUUGCGACGAAGUUGGCGUUCAGAGGGGCCUGAUCCUCCAGGACGAAGACUUUGAUGUCCACAACCGCACGGACCUCGCUCUUCUGUACCCCUUUGCGCCGAGCGUGCCUACGUCCCCGGUCUCGGAUUACUUUGCCCUGGAAGAGUCAAAGCUUCGGUGCUCGCCCGACCAGCUCGACUGGAAAGCAAUGAUCUCGUCAGAGGAUGAGACGCCGUUGUCCCCAUACUACAUGCGAAGCCCGAGUAACAGGCCCAGUUUCGAAGACAAAGAGUUGUUCGGUAGUAACCCAUGGAAUUCUUCGCCAUCAGGAUACUCUAGCAUCAAUAUCAGCGAACUUGGAGAUCAGGCCUUCUUCCCGGAGUUCUCAAGUGGAGGGAUGCCUGAGACUGCAUCCGAGUACGAAGGAGCCGAAGGCAUCUACAAAUUUCUUGCAGAAUGCGAUCAAGCCGCCCAGCGUCGCUGA
This is a messenger RNA of Penicilliopsis zonata CBS 506.65, 2193 nucleotides long. RefSeq lists its product as hypothetical. Bases 1 to 2193 code for a protein of 730 amino acids. Gene Ontology annotation, biological process: proteasome assembly. The record is from RefSeq and is a predicted model, not a curated record. The transcript is spliced from 5 exons. NCBI's taxonomy places the organism in Eukaryota, Fungi, Ascomycota, Eurotiomycetes, Eurotiales, Aspergillaceae. Gene Ontology annotation, molecular function: oxidoreductase activity; proteasome binding.